Molecule: messenger RNA, 441 nt
Organism: Mytilus californianus (California mussel)
Lineage: Eukaryota; Metazoa; Mollusca; Bivalvia; Mytilida; Mytilidae
Product: probable E3 ubiquitin-protein ligase HERC3
Exons: 2
Coding region: 36-374 (112 amino acids)
Molecular function (GO): ubiquitin-protein transferase activity
Source: RefSeq, a predicted model, not a curated record
CUGAAGAAACUAAUAGAUAUUCUUUUGAUGAGUAUAUGCCAGAUGUAGCACCACUUGGAGAUGUUGGUGGGAAUCCGUCAAUAGAUGCUUUACAGAAUGCUCUUAAAGAACAUAGUCAUAAUUUUAUAAAGCCUGACAUUGAGGAUCCCUUUUUGAUGGAAGUACGGAGAGGAUUUGUUUUAUCUGAUGCCCUGGAGCUGAUACGGGUAUCCCAGGAUGACCUGCACAACCCCUUGAAAAUUAGCUUCAGUGGAGAAGAUGGAGUAGAUUUAGGGGGUUUGAGAAGAGAGUUUUGGAGCCUGUUCCUCCACAAUAUUUCCAAUUCUGUUUAUGUAAAAGGCAUGUUUACUUUGUAUGACAAGACUAGGGAUUAAAUGUUAUGAUGAUUUGAUCAUGUAAGGAAGAUGCGUUUUUUAGAUGGAGGGAAUUAUCUUUCAUGUA